Molecule: messenger RNA, 1011 nt
Organism: Theobroma cacao (cacao)
Lineage: Eukaryota; Viridiplantae; Streptophyta; Magnoliopsida; Malvales; Malvaceae
Product: C2H2 and C2HC zinc fingers superfamily protein
Source: RefSeq, a predicted model, not a curated record
AUCCUUCUUUAGCCCAUCCCCCUUAUUUAACCCAUUUUCCCCAUUUCAUUCCUCAUCAACUCUCUAUCACCUAUCUUAAAUGUUUCUAGUACCAUGGCUGCUGAGCUUGGCCUUCUCUCAUUGAACCAACUUCAAAAGUUAGCUCAAUCUCAACAAAACCAGAUUCAACAUCAGCCCAAUCCUAGCUUAGCGGCUGCCUCGUGGAUGUGGAACCCUAAGGCCCAGCCACAGGAAGACGAUGAUUCGUGGGAGGUUAGGGCCUUUGCCGAGGAUACGGGCAACAUCAUGGGCACAACUUGGCCGCCGAGGUCUUACACUUGCACUUUUUGCAGAAGGGAAUUCCGGUCAGCUCAAGCCCUUGGGGGUCACAUGAAUGUGCACCGCCGUGACAGGGCUAGGCUUCACCAAACGCAGCCCAGCGGUGCAAUCAAUCCAACCUCAUCUUCUUCUACUACUUCCUCAUCUACCCUCUUAAUCCCGACUCAAGAAUUCGGCACAAAUGGAGGCUUGUGCCUCCUCUACCAAUUACCUAACCCUAACGGGGUUUUCACUUCUCCGCCUAUGAAUGCAUGCUCUAACGAUUCACCUUCGACUCUUCUCUCUAUUUCACCGUAUCCCUCUAACAACUUGAUGGAAGCGCCAUCUCUAAAUUUUCCGGUAACGCCUCAAGGGCUCAACAAUUCUUCUUCCCUCUGUUACUCAAGCAAAGCUGAACCUUCAACACAGACGUCGGCGGAUAAUUGUAUCAAUAACAUUGGCAACAGCAGCAGCAACAACUGCAAGGAAACAUCCAUUGAAGAGCUUGAUCUAGAGCUUCGACUAGGGCAUAGACCAACAACAUCCUAAAAUGGGAAAAGUACAAGAAAAAUCAAAGAGAGUGAGUGUGCAAUUAUCUUUACAUAUAUAUAUAUAUAUAUUUAUAUAUGCCAGUUUGAGGAAGAGUGCCAAUGAAUUCUUUAGAUAGUCUAGUUUUGAUUAACUUGGUGUGAGAUUUUUUUGUUUUUUCAAUGC